UAAAAAAGCGGUAAGAAAUUAACGGUCUUCAACUGUCGCUCAAUUCCGAUAGCUUUAUCUUUCUGCUUGAUUAGAAAUACCAAAAUUCAGUUCCCCACACAAUCAAACAUUGGAGGUGGAUAGAGUGAAAAUGCGAAGCUUGAUGAUCCCAUCUCAGAGGGUUUUGUGGUUAAGAUCAACUUCAGUUACAAAUUCAGCGGCUAAUUCGUUGUCGUCUUCUCUGUUUCCGAGGGUUAAUGGGGCGGCUUUCUUCAGUUCCAAGAUCACUUAUUUCGAUCGGAAUUCCUCUUCAUCCAGGAUUUCAGUGAAGAAAUUGACAGACAGCAUUGAUGCCCAGGUGUCGCACAGAAGAGUUGAGAACGAAAAAGAUGAUGAGUGCAGAAUGAUCAGAAGCGGCAAUGAUGUGAAGUUGAAAAUUUUGCUCGAAGAUUUCAGUGACUCAGUGAAAUCACAUUGGCCUAUUUCUUAUGAACAUAAAAACUCAAUGCUCUCAUUCCUUCAGGGCAUGAAUAUGCUUUCUCUCAAUUACUUGAAAUUUAUGAUGCUAUGCGGAUUCUUUGCCCUUCAAGGUGCUCCACAGGCCACUGCUGGCACAGAUAUUGCAAGUCUGCAAUCAAGCUCAUUUCUCGGUGACCCUGGUGAUAUUAGCACAGGUUUUGCUUCAGCAUUCUUGCUGAUAUUUUUCUCUGAACUUGGAGACAAAACCUUCUUCAUUGCAGCUCUUCUAGCUGCUAGAAACUCUGCUGCUGUCGUUUUUCUUGGGACUUUUGGUGCACUUGGGGCAAUGACUAUCAUUUCUGUUGUUAUUGGGCGAACUUUCCAUUAUGUUGACGAUAUCCUCCCAUUCAGUUUCGGCGGAGCUGAUUUGCCAAUUGAUGAUAUUGCUGCAGCUUUUCUUCUGGUAAUCAUUACUAUUUGUACAUCGAUUGAAAUUGAAAAUGCACUCUUCUUCGUGGACUUUUAGAAUAUUCCUUUGAUGGAAUCAGGACCAGUUGUCUUGUAUUACUUAUUGAUUGCAGAUAUAUUUUGGAGUUUCAACAUUGCUUGAUGCAUCCUCGGACGAUGGUGGUAAAGCUGAUGAAGAACAAAAGGAGGUAAAUAGUUCUGUAAUAAAACAACAACAUGAAUGUGGUUUAACUCAAUUUAAAUGAAAUUGUUCAUAAGCUUCGAACACUUAAUGCAAGAUAUCAAUUUACGGCCAGGGAGGCUGGUGUACAGAAUAUUUUGUGGCUGCUAUUACGCGUUUAGUAACCAUGUAUAAUUAUAGGAAGCUGACUUAUGCUGAUACUCUGAUACUAGAAAUGUUCAUUGCCAGCUUCCAAGAUAUCACUAUCUGAAUUCUGAUAUCUCUCUAAGGAUAAUGAGUCAGGUUGAUGUGAAAUUUGAUAAUUACAUUUGCUCAGUGGUCAAAUUUCCUUGUUAACUUUGGUACAAUUCAACUUUACAUGUCAUACGUGGCAACUGAUACCUGAUAAGAAAAAAUUAAGAGACUGAUAACGACAUUUUAAUGACAUGCGUUAAGAAAUAUAGUGCCAGUAUCAAUUUGAUGGAACCAGUAUUGUAUCUACUACACCACAUGCCAACAAGCUAACGCCUACUGUGUAUCAUUUAUUCAAAUGAUGAACUGCUCCUUCCUCUUGCAUGAAACUGACCUUUAAUUUGCACUUUAUAUUACACAUCAAUAAUCUUAGAAUAAAUAAACAAAAUUUGACUAGAGUGAGAUCUUGUUUCCUUCAUUUGCUAAGAAAUUCACAGAAACUUUUCGGUUUCAGUCCUGGUGAGUGAUUUCUGCGAGAUGAAAAUCGCAGUUAGAUUGCAUUGUUUAUGGUGUUAAAUUAAGCACAAACUUGUUAGCCUAACGUCGUUCAUUGUUUAACGAACAGGCAGAGCUAGCAGUUUCAGAAUUUUCAGGGAAUGGUGCUGGGAUUUUGUCUGCUGCUAGCACAAUUAUCAGCACAUUCGCUUUAGUUUUUCUCGCUGAAUGGGGUGAUAAAUCAUUUUUCUCCACAAUUGGUAAGGAAAAAAGAUAUGCAUGAGAAAGUCUUAUUGGACGCCAAGCAUCUCAAGAUCUGUAGUUUUUGACAAAGCAAGACUAGGAAAUAGUUGCAUUGAAAGAGACAACUUCACUACUUGUUUGUGGUCCCGAAUGAGACAUUUUAGUGAGAAAUUAUUUAAGGGAAGACUUCAAGAUCCUGAGCCCUUGAUGCUUAAGUCAAAAAAGUAAAAUCUAAUUUAGAAUCUAAACUCACAUGAUCUUUCUGAAAGAUGAGACAACUGCAGUUUUGUUUACUUCUUAAUACUGCUGUGUGUACGCCCAAAUCAGCCAAUUAGCCUAAAUGUCAAUUUAGAGAGACUCUAGUGCAUUUUGUGUGCUUGCCAAUAUUGUCCUUUUGGCUAGUCAUUGUUUCCAUGAUUAAAUUGUCUCAUAAAGUACUCCAUAUAUCCUUUCAGCACUUGCAGCAGCCUCUUCGCCUCUUGGAGUUGUUGGAGGGGCACUAGCUGGUCAUGGAGUGGCAACAUUGGUAAUUCAGAUCUUUCAACCUUUAACUUUGCUCAAUUCAAAUAAACAACAAAAAGCAUCCAAAAACUUCAUUCUACCGAACCAAAUCACAAAUUUCAUUCAAUUUCGUGGUCAAUGUUACAUUGACGUAAACUCAAAUUGAGAGAACUAUUGAUAGAGUAAUAAGGAAAGGAAUUUUGUAUGGCUUUUGAAUCCUUCUUCAACUGUAGACGGGGUAACUUCAUUUACACUGAUUAAUAAGAUGCAUCUUUGGACAUCUAUGCUUAGAUUUGAGACUUUUCGAGUAAUUUUGUGCAACAAACUUAUGGAACAUGAACUGCUGACUUAAAAUGCAGCUGGCCGUCCUGGGAGGCUCUUUGCUGGGAAAUUUUCUGUCGGAGAAGGUAAAGCAAACAAUUCAUCAAGUACUCUUUUUAGUAUUGAGCAAAAACAUGGUUUACAUGUGUUUCAAAUUAACCGGAAAAUGAUCGAUGAACGCCCGACGAUAAGGAAUCGCAUGAUCUGAAAUAUGGUAUGGUGUGCAGGCUGUAGCUUAUAUUGGUGGCACUCUCUUCCUGGUCUUUGCAGCGGUAACAUUGAUUGAGAUAGUAAAUUAGAAGAUCAAAAUUAGGAACAACCACAUUCUGUAUUUGGAUAUGUAGAUCUAACUAUAAUGCACUUUUAUCCAUUUCCUUCCAAAUCCUGCUAAGAGUAUUACAUUCGAUUACAGAAGAAAUUGUGCAUCACCUUAAAUGGGGAAGGGCCCCCUUUCAAGGCCUCUUAAGGCAAAACUUGAAGGACACGAUGAUAAAGGCG
Oldenlandia corymbosa var. corymbosa is the source of this 3316-nucleotide messenger RNA. NCBI's taxonomy places the organism in Eukaryota, Viridiplantae, Streptophyta, Magnoliopsida, Gentianales, Rubiaceae. The record is from the annotation of a GenBank genome assembly.